CCAUGACGUCACUGCAAAGCUCGAGGCGGGUGUGACGUCGCCUCCCCAGCCGGGCCGCCCCGCCCCGUUGCCAUGGCGCCGUCGCCCCGCCCCUCCCGCCGUGCCCCGCGGCCGGAAGUCGCGCGCGGCGCAGGGAGACGUGUCGGCAGCGGCAGCGCGAUGAUCACGGACGUGCAGCUCGCCAUCUUCGCCAACAUGCUGGGCGUGUCGCUCUUCCUCCUCGUCGUGCUCUACCACUACGUGGCCGUCAACAACCCCAAGAAGCAGGAGUGAGGCGCCGCGAGGCACGGCACAGCACACCGGCACCACGGCACCGGCACUGCCACCGCGGCACACCGGCACUGCGGCACACCGGCACCGCGGCACACCGGCACACCAGCACCAUGGCACACGGGCACCACGGCACACCGGCACCGCUCGCCCCGGUCCCUCCCAUCACGCCGUGCCGUGGCGGCCAUGGAGCAGGGCCUGGCUGAGCGCGGCCCCGAGCCCCCGGCGCGUGGUGGCGCAUGCCGCGGUGCCGCGCUGAGGCGGGAGGCCGUGCUUCUUCCAAACCAACUUUAACGGGAACGCAGUAAUACAAGACAAAAACCGUGUGACGUAAAAA
Grus americana (Whooping crane) is the source of this 607-nucleotide messenger RNA. It is a transcript of the gene OST4, whose product is annotated as oligosaccharyltransferase complex subunit 4, non-catalytic. The coding region runs from base 73 to 273 and encodes 66 amino acids. The transcript is spliced from 2 exons. Gene Ontology annotation, cellular component: oligosaccharyltransferase complex. NCBI's taxonomy places the organism in Eukaryota, Metazoa, Chordata, Aves, Gruiformes, Gruidae. The record is from RefSeq and is a predicted model, not a curated record.